GAUGCUCUUCUCCUCUUCAUGCCUUCAAAAGCCUUAAAUCUGAUUGUGUCAAGGCCCUGAGAGCUCUUAAUUCUCAGGGUUCACUAACGCACAGAGCCUUCAUGCAAUCCCUGCAAAUCUCUCGGCUUUCAUUCUUUAUUUAGACAUUUUCAGAGAUUCAUUGUUCUAGGGAUUGGAAGGGCCCCUUUUUCCCAAAUUUGGGCGAAAAUGGGGUCCAAUUCGUUGUUAAAUUACGAUUGGGUCAACGAUGUUGGAGGUUCUGACGCAGAAUUCAAUUGGGCUCUUGAUGGUUUUAACGAUCUUCCCAAUGUCGGUGUGGAGAUUGCUGAUGGAUACACAGAUUUUGAUGGAGGUAUCGAGAAUAAUAACUCCAGGAAAAGAAUGAGGGAUGAAUCAUGCACAGGACUUAGGUCUAAAGCAUUUCGGGAGAAAAUGAGAAGAGAGAGAUUGAAUGAUAGGUUUUUGGAAUUGGGUACUGUUCUUGAGCCUGGCAGACCUCCUAAAACUGAUAAAGCUACUAUUUUAAGUGAUGCCGUUCGUGCUCUGGUACAGCUUAGGACUGAAGCACAGCAGCUGAAAGAAACAAAUGAAAAGCUUCAGGAGAAUAUUAAAGAUCUUAAGGUGGAGAAAAAUGAACUCAGGAACGAAAAGAUAAAUCUGAAGGCAGAGAAGGAGAAAUUAGAAGAGCAGGUUAAAGCAAUGAGUUUACCACCAGUUGGAUUCAUGCCACACCCUGUUGCAUUUUCUGCAGCUGCAUUUGCUGCACAGAGUCAAGCUGCCUCAAACAAGAUAGCAGCCCCCUUCCCUGGAUUUCCUGGUGCAGCCAUGUGGCAGUGGAUGCCUCCUGCUGUUGUGGACACUUCACAAGACCACAAAUUACGGCCUCCUGUUGCCUGAUGAAUCAGAGGGGUAUUAAAUCCCAAUUUUUCCCCUGUUUUUUUUUAAUGGAUUCCUCCUCUCCCCCCCCCCUCCCACCCCUUAAUGGAACUUGGUCCCCAACAUCUUGUUGCUAACAAGUUUUUUUUUGCCCCGGAUAAAUAUUCUA
Messenger RNA from Telopea speciosissima, 1045 nucleotides. RefSeq names its product transcription factor ILR3-like. The record is from RefSeq and is a predicted model, not a curated record. The transcript has 5 exons. Gene Ontology annotation, biological process: regulation of DNA-templated transcription; intracellular iron ion homeostasis. Gene Ontology annotation, molecular function: protein dimerization activity; DNA-binding transcription factor activity. Lineage: Eukaryota; Viridiplantae; Streptophyta; Magnoliopsida; Proteales; Proteaceae. Bases 208 to 897 code for a protein of 229 amino acids.